CAUGCCAAGACUUUUAUUUCAGUAGCUUGUGGAAAUAAAUCCUAUGGCCUAUCAUUUUCAAAGCAACAUUCACAGCAGUUAGAGCUCAGUUAGAAUUGAAAAUUAAAAAAAAAAAGCAAACUAAAUAUUUGUAUAUUUUCUAAAUAAACGCCCAACAAUGCCAGUCUCCCCGGGAGAGGCGGAAUUCAAUGGCGGCGGAGAUGUGGCCAAGAACGACUCCAACUCGCAGCAAUCGAUGGAGGGAACCAAUGCAUUCGCCGCCUGCCAGAAGCCGCGUCCGGAUGUCAGUUCCAUGCCGGUGCGCCAGUAUCUCGACCAGACAGUGGCCCCCAUUUUGCUGCACGGACUGCAGGCUUUGGCCCGGGAUCGACCCAGUGAUCCGAUCAGCUUCCUGGCUACCUAUCUCUUGAAGAACAAGAACCGCUGUGACGAGAUCAAGAUGGAUGAAACCUAGUUACCCUUGUCUUGUUCCCUUACUGUUUGACUCCUUAUGACGCACUGUAUGCCGAUUUUUAGUUUCGCACACCAAAAAUUACGCUUGUACACAACUUAUCGCUGAUUAAAACUGAUUAAAGCUGAAGGCCACUUACCAGCCA
Molecule: messenger RNA, 596 nt
Organism: Drosophila teissieri
Lineage: Eukaryota; Metazoa; Arthropoda; Insecta; Diptera; Drosophilidae
Product: protein dpy-30 homolog
Exons: 2
Coding region: 158-454 (98 amino acids)
Cellular component (GO): Set1C/COMPASS complex
Source: RefSeq, a predicted model, not a curated record